Molecule: messenger RNA, 1366 nt
Organism: Meloidogyne enterolobii
Lineage: Eukaryota; Metazoa; Nematoda; Chromadorea; Rhabditida; Meloidogynidae
Source: the annotation of a GenBank genome assembly
UCUUAUUGUUUUUCUCAAUUUUCGGAUUGUUGGUUGCAUUUGUUCUCUGUACUUAUUGAGUCCACAAAUGACUUUAUUUACUGUUGGAAUUGUCCCAAUUGUUGUUGUAACUGGAUCUUUAUUUGGUAGAAUUCUUAGAAAAUUAAGUGCUCGAGCACAAUCACAGAAUGGAAUUGUUGCUGGAGUCGCAUCGGAAGCGUUCCAAAAUAUUAGAACAGUUAAAGUAUUUGCAAUGGAGGAAGCUGAACAGAGUCUCUAUGAACGGGAAGUUGAAAAAACAAAGUCACUUUAUGGUCAACUUGGACUAGGAAUUGGGUUAUUUCAAGCUGCUAGCAAUUUAUUUCUUAAUGGUUUAAUACUUGGUGUUUUAUAUGGAGGAGGGCAAUUAGUAAUUUCUAAUGUUCUUUCGCCUGGUGAUUUAAUGGCAUUUUUAGCUACUGCACAAACUAUUCAACGUUCUCUUGCUCAACUUUCUUUUGUUUUUGGUAGUGGAAUAAAGGUUUGGUCUUCGUGUGGAAGAAUUAUGGAAAUUUUGCGUCUAGAUCCUAAAUAUGGCAAAAGUGGAACAUUUGUUAUUCCUGCACACAGUCUUGUUGGAAAUAUUGAACUUUCUAAUAUUUACUUUUCUUACCCAACGCGUCCUGGUCAUGAAGUACUUAGAGGUCUGAAUAUGAAUAUUGGAAAUGGACAAACAAUUGCAAUUUGCGGAUCAUCUGGCGCAGGAAAGAGUACAGUUGCCGCAUUAAUUGAACGUAUUUAUGAACCAGUUGCUGGCCGAAUAAAACUUGAUGGUAUUGAAUUAAAUAAAUUAGAUUCAAAAUGGUUAAGAAGAAAUGUCAUUGGCGUUAUUUCACAAGAACCUGUUCUUUUUUCUACUUCGAUUAAAGAAAAUAUUCGUUAUGGGAAAAUUGAUGCAACAGAAGACGAGAUUAAACAUGCAGCCGAUUUAGCAAAUGCUAGUCAAUUUAUUGAACAAUUUCCUGAGGGUUAUGAUACAAUUGUUGGCGAACGAGGCGUUACUUUAAGUGGAGGACAGAAGCAGAGAAUUGCUAUUGCUAGAGCUCUCCUUAAAAAUACACCAAUUCUUAUAUUAGAUGAAGCAACUUCUGCUUUGGAUACUGAAAGUGAACGUUUAAUUCAUCAAGCUUUGAACCGAGCACUAAAAGGUCGGACAGUCAUCGUCAUUGCCCAUCGGUUAAGCACAAUUCGCAAUGCUGAUUCUAUUUAUGUGUUAGAAGGUGGUCAAGUUGUUGAGAAAGGAACACAUCAACAGUUGAUCAAAAAUACAAAUGGAAAAUAUUAUGGUUUAGUUAAGGAACAAGAACAUUUUCAGAACAAUGACAAGGAACGAAUUAUAGGUGGAUGA